AUGACUCAAUGCUUCAAGUGUGAUGGUCACAUGCAAGAUGAUAAGAAUGCAAAAAUAACAUGCAAAGGCUGCAAGAGGGCAAUUUGUAUCAAGUGUAGUGGACUAACUGCAACGGAAUUACGUGUGUUUGGUCUACAAAAUCCUAAAUUAUCGUAUCUGUGUGAUGAUUGUGAAGAGGGACUGAGGCAGGUACCAGCGUUGCGCAAAUUAGUUACCGAGCUCCAACACCAAGUGCAAGAGCUCAGUAAACAACGCUCAAACGCAAUAAACCUGGACAUGGUAAUUCACGAGAUUGAGGAUCGCAAAAAUCGCAGCCGCAAUGUUAUCAUGUAUGGAUUACCAGAGUCUAGUUCGACUUCACCGGAAGACAGAAAGGAACACGAUAAAUUAUCGGUAACUAAGUCAUUGGCGUCACUCCCCGCACAAGUACCCGAGAUAGUGUCAACGUUCCGUUUGGGCAAACCUUCUUCCAACAAUAGUAAACCCCGUCCUCUUAAGGUGGUACUAACCAAUAAACAUGGUGCCAUCACUGUUCUGAAAAAUAAGAACAAACUACCUAAGGCAAUCAGUGUCCAGUCGGAUAUGACACCUUAUCAAAGAGACGAAUUGAAGAAACUUCGCGAUGAGUUGGCGGACAGGAUUGAUAAAGGCGAGAAAGACCUAACCAUCAAAUAUAUAAACAAAGUUCCCAGGAUUAAUAAUAUGGUCGAAGCACUAUGGCUCGAUAUUCAGUAUAGAGAACUUAACUUUCUUAUGGCUUGUGUAUACAGACCGCCUUCAAGCUCACUCUCUCAUUUGGAUGAAAUUCUGUUUGAUACCAUAGAAAAGGCGGCUUCAGAAAACACUGUUAUUAUUGCAGGAGAUUUUAACUUACCCAAGAUAAAGUGGCCGCUUCAAAAAACUCAUGACUAUGACAGUCUAUGCGAAAAUUUUGUUAAUAUGUACACAAACAGCAAUCUGAACCAACUCAUAACACAAAUUACCAGAAAACGAAAUCAUGAAGAAUCUCUUUUGGAUCUUAUAUUCUGCAAUGAUGAUUCACUAAUGUGUGACAUUGAUUAUCACCCUCCGAUAGGUAAAAGCGAUCACCUCGUUAUCACUGCUACGAUACAAGCAAUUAGUUCUCAAACUUUAACUAAUGAAAAUGUAAGUACCACUCAAUACGACUUUUUCAAAGCUGACUACGAAAAAUUAUCUCUGUGUCUAGCAAACAACAUAACUACAGUGAAAGAAUCUGUAGGCGAUAUGUGGUUCACAUUCAAAAACCAAAUCCUUGACUCAAUAGAAAAAUGUAUACCUAAAAAGAAAAUAUACAACAAACAUUGCACCAACAAACCCUGGAUCAACAAAGAAAUACUCAAGUUAAUUAAACGAAAAAAAGAAUUGUGGAAAAAUUAUAGAAUUGACCGAGACGAACAUUCAUACAAAGAUUAUAGAAAUGUCAACAAUAAAAUUAUUAGUCUAUCUAGAAGCAGAAGAGCUGCUUUCGAAUCAACUAUUAUAGAAUCAGGUCCUAAGGCUUUUUACGGUUAUAUAAGAAAGCAACUGAACUCUAAAGUCUGUAUCCCAAACAUAAUAAAAAAUGUCUCAAAUGAACUUGUGACGAAGCCUGAGCAAAUUGCUGAAGCCUUUGCUGAUCAGUUUAAAAUGAACCUUCUCAAUGAGCCCGACGGACCGAUGCCGAGUAUCAACGUUCCUAGAGUUACAAAUCCCAUUCAAGACUUAUAUAUCUCUGGAGAAUUGGUAAGAAAGACGUUAUCUAGCUUUAACGACACCACAGCAUCAGGACCCGAUGAUAUACCAUCAGUAGUACUAAAUAAAUGCUCGGAAGUUCUAAGUGACGAUAUAGCUAAAAUCAUGAAUAAAUCUCUCAAGGAUGGAUUAGUACCAGAGGAUUGGAAAAGGGCCAAUGUAGUGCCGAUUUAUAAAAAAGGAAAUAAGUUACUGCCUGCUAACUAUCGACCCAUCAGUUUGACCUGCAUCUUGUGUAAAACCAUGGAGAAGAUAAUAGCCAACCACAUAAGACCGCAUAUUCAAACGCGAAAGGAACGAACUGAACUGGUCUUCGUAUAA
Molecule: messenger RNA, 2073 nt
Organism: Papilio machaon (common yellow swallowtail)
Lineage: Eukaryota; Metazoa; Arthropoda; Insecta; Lepidoptera; Papilionidae
Exons: 2
Coding region: 1-2073 (690 amino acids)
Molecular function (GO): catalytic activity
Source: RefSeq, a predicted model, not a curated record